Trypanosoma grayi is the source of this 561-nucleotide messenger RNA. Its product is annotated as centrin. Gene Ontology annotation, cellular component: centriole; centrosome. The record is from RefSeq and is a predicted model, not a curated record. Gene Ontology annotation, molecular function: calcium ion binding. Gene Ontology annotation, biological process: mitotic cell cycle; centriole replication. Bases 1 to 561 code for a protein of 186 amino acids. Lineage: Eukaryota; Euglenozoa; Kinetoplastea; Trypanosomatida; Trypanosomatidae. The transcript has a single exon.
AUGAAUACAAGCAAGACGAAGAGCACAACGAAGAGCUCGGGUGGCGAAAAGGGAGAGCAAAGAACACCGCUCGCCAUCCCCAUGUCGGAGAAACACAAAAUGCAGCUUCGCGCGGCGUUUGAUCUGUUCGACUCGGAGGGUACAGGGCGCAUCAAGGCGCUAGAUGUGAAGGUGGCACUUUGUGCCCUCGGGUAUGAUGUGAGCAAAGAGGAGCUUGGCCAUCUGCUCCGGCACGUGGGCGGCUCCAUCACUGGUGCGGUAGACUUCAAUGAGUUCCACAGUGUUCUUCUUGCAAAAAUUAUGCAGCGUGAGAAUCGAUCGGAGGCUGUUCGUGCAUUUAAACUGAUAGAUGUUGGCGAGAAGGGGUACAUUGGCAUUGAUGAUCUGCGUCCUAUUGCGGACUCGCUAGAUAUUGAUUUGACAGAUGACGAGCUGGCAGAGAUGAUCCUCUUCGCCCAUCCAUCAGUUUCGUUUGGCAAGAAUGAAACUGAGAUCAAGGAACCACUCACAGUGAGCGAAGAGGAGUUUCUGAAGCUUAUGAGCCGCGCUCAUGUAUAUUAG